GGCAUCCGGAGAAACAUGGAGGACACCGCUGGCAGUAAUCCCCAAUCUCUCGGAUUCACAGAGAAAUUAAAGUCUUGGCUGUCCUGGUCAUGGACCUACGUGUGCUUCAUUUGGUUCGGCAUGGUGCUCAUCAUGAUCUACGUCCUGUGGAGCCCGCUGAAACUGCAGGAAACUCUUACCUCAGCCUCAGUUUUUCUGAACACACUCACCCCCAAGUUCUAUGUGGCCCUCACUGGGACCUCCUCUCUCAUCUCUGGACUCAUCCUUAUAUUUGAGUGGUGGUAUUUCCGUAAGUAUGGGACCUCGUUCAUUGAACAAGUGUCAGUGAGCCACCUGCGUCCUCUCCUGGGUGGAGUGGAGAGCAGCUCCACGACUGGGCUGUUCGCAUCUGUGAACGGAGAGGCAGAGCCCAGGCCCAGUGUCUCAGAGUGUAAGGUCUGGAGGAAUCCUUUGAAUCUGUUCAGAGGAGCAGAAUACAACAGGUACACCUGGGUGACAGGGAAGGAACCCUUAACAUACUAUGAUAUGAACCUGUCGGCCCAAGACCACCAGACCUUCUUCACAGGAGACACUCCGCAGUUAAGACCUGAAGAUGCUGUGAUGCAGAAAGCCUGGAGAGAGAGAAAUCCUCAAGCCAGGAUCAGAGCAGCUUACCAGGCCAUAGAAAUGAACCAUGAAUGUGCUGCAGCCUAUGUGCUCCUAGCAGAGGAAGAAGCCACAACCAUCACAGAAGCUGAACGCCUCUUCAAAAAAGCACUAAGUAUUGCUGGAAAAGAUAUCAACUUACUGGUGUACAUUAAACGCAGACUGGCAAUGUGUGCACGCAAACUGGGACGGAUUAAAGAAGCAGUGAAAAUGAUGAGAGAUUUAAUGAAGGAGUUUCCACUGUUGGGAAUGUUAAAUAUACACGAAAACCUCUUGGAGGCACUUCUAGAGCUUCAGGCAUACGCUGAUGUCCAAGCAGUCCUCGCAAAAUAUGAUGACAUCAGUUUGCCAAAAUCAGCCACUAUAUGCUACACAUCUGCACUGUUGAAAGCACGGGCUGUAUCAGAUAAGUUCUCUCCAGAGGCCGCGUCACGGCGAGGGCUAAGCACAGCAGAGAUGAAUGCUGUGGAGGCCAUACACAGAGCUGUUGAGUUCAAUCCACACGUGCCAAAGUACUUAUUAGAGAUGAAGAGCCUGAUCCUCCCUCCAGAGCACAUCUUGAAGAGGGGUGACAGCGAGGCAGUGGCAUAUGCUUUCUUCCACCUGCAGCACUGGAAGAGGGCAGAGGGAGCCUUAAACCUACUACACUGCACCUGGGAGGGCACCUUCAGGAUAAUUCCCUACCCACUGGAGAAGGGUCACCUGUUUUACCCUUACCCAGGAUGCACAGAAACAGCAGACAGGGAGCUGCUGCCCUCGUUCCACGAGGUGUCUGUGUACCCAAAGAAAGAGCUUCCCUUCUUCAUCCUCUUCACAGCAGGCCUUUGCUCCUUCACUGCCAUGCUGGCCAUGCUCACACAUCAGUUCCCCGAGCUCAUGGGUGUCUUUGCCAAAGCAUUCUUCAGCACACUCUUUGCCCCCCUGGGUUUCUUCGCAGACAAGAUGGAAAGCUUCAUGCCGUCCAGUUUUUGGCACCAGCUGACUCGGAUCUGACCCCAUCUUACACACACACACACACACACACACACUCACACAACACACACAGAGACACACACAUACACACAUACCAGUACCACUCCAAACCCUCAGACAAAAAGUGUUUGCUCUCCUGUCUUCAGCAUUACUGUCCACUUGCUGCAUUGUUACUGAUUAUGUUGGCUGAGGUUGUAUCAACACGGCAAUACCACUCUGAAGAUGCUCUCCCACACUGUUCCUCCAGCAGCCACGUUUUUUUUUUUUCCGAAAGCACAUUUAGUGCAACGAUUACACAGGGGUCGUUCAUUUGUCAUUAUGUUAGCACUGGGCAAAUGGAAGUUUUUAAGUAUCCCACAAAGACUGGCUGCAGAUUUUUGGUGCAGAAAUCAAAUUAGGAAUUCGUCAGAGGCAAAUUAAACCACAAAAAAGCUAAAACUGUUUUUAAUGCUCCUCAAAAUACUGACUAGUCAGGUGAGUUUGUUUAAACCAGUAUGAUUCUGGCACAAGAAACAGGAACAAGAAACAAUAUGUGCAUUGAGGAUGUCUCUUGUAGAGUAUAUUAUUUACAUACAUCAAAAAAGAUCCCAUUGGGUAUUUGGGAUGGGAACCUGUGUGUCCUAUGUCAACCCUCAGUGCCCAGAUUUAAACGUCUGUAAGACCUCCCUAAAAACAGAGCUGUGAUUUACAGCCUCGAAGUGCCUGCAGUGUAUACAACGCCUCUGCAGUUCAACAGUUGUUACCAUGGCAUGACACCUCAGCACUAUAUCACUGGGGCAACCGCCGCCCCCGCAACAUCGAAAUGUAAAUGGGAUCAUCACAAGUCACAGUUAGGCCUCUCGUGGCAUCACUCAUUUCUGCUGAUUGCUCUGCAGUGUGAUAAGUCAGCGCAUUAGUCAACUUCUCUUGUCACCAAACAAACAUAAAAGAGGCAGACGUUGCGGUAGUCAUACUGAGAAUAAUCUGGCACAUGUAACUAAAACUGUAAUACAUGAGAUUACAGUAGUUCUAAAUACACCAAUGAGCCCUCAGAGAAGCAUUUGGAGAUAGAGGCGAAAUAAACAGACAGGCACGGACAGAUUGUACAAAGUUAUUUUACUUUGUAUGAACAAAAUCUUUCUCUGCCAUUGACUUUGUCUGUUAAUUUUGCCAGAAUCGGUAUAUGCAUUGUGUUCUUCUGUUCCCCCUGUUUUAUCAGACUUAAUAAGCUGAGAGGCCAGUGUUCCCGUGUCGUGAAGCAUAAUGUAAAAACUGACAGAUAAUGUAAAAACCUGACAAAUGUGCCUGUUUCAAAAUUGUAAUCAUGUCUGUAAUUGUACUAUAUAAUGCCAUUGAAGUCUAUGAAAAAAAAUAUGUUACACUACAGAUGCAUAAUGCAUUCACCUGAGGAAAAAAGCUCUGUUUAUCGUAAACAACAAGAUUUUUAUCUCAGAAUUAUGCAAAAAGUUUUCAUGGGAAAAAAAAAAUUGCUCUUGAAAAAUUAGAAUUUAUGAGAUUAUUUAUCUCGUUAAUUGAGAAAAAUGAGCAGAUUUUAAUUCAUGAAAACUUUUCCUAUAAUUCAGAGAUAUUAAUUCAGAAAAAUGGUAAAUAUUUUUUUCUGGAACAAAUAAGCUACCGUAAUACACCACUUAGUCGUGGAUGAUAAGAAUAUGAUGCCACAUCAUCCCAAAUUUUUAUUAAACUGGCAGGUUUAUUGUAUUUUAAACCACUUAACACAGACAUGUUUACUUUGUUUGUCAAGUUUGUGACUUGAUAGAUAUUAAAUUUUAGGCGGCUACAGAAACAUAAAGUUGACAUACUGUAAGUGACAUAAUACUGACAACCCUUCACUCCACGUGUUAUAGAAAAUGUGAUAAAGUGCCUUGUAGUGUGCUAUUUUUUUUUAUCCUGGGAUGGCAAAGGCAUGAAGCUCCUUUGGAUUGGUUAGAUUUGGGCAAGAAGAAUGGGAUUGGUAAGGGUUGGGGUAAGAACGUCAGGUUCAUCCAAUCAGAGGCAGAGUACGGCCCCGUUCACACAGAAAGUGUUUUGCAGGUUGGUCCUUAUUCUAACCUUCCCAUGUAAUCAAUCUACCAUUUAUUUAUUUAUAUCACUUAUUUGACAGAAAUUCGUAGCUAGUUCCUAAAAUGUUGAGGCAGAGGGUACUUGCUGUAACUCUGGUUGAGAGAGGGUGAGAGGCUGUCAGCAAAUAGUAUGUCGGGCACAGGGAAACAGAGAUCUGUGUGGGUACAUGAGACCCUAAAAAAGAGGGUGGGUCAUGGGGAGUACCACCAGUUGGUCCGGGAGCUUCACCUCCAUGAUGGCUGUUUCCAGGCAUAUUUUAGGAUGACUCGUGGGCAGUUUGACAACCUGCUGUCUAUCGUCAGGCCGUAUAGCUCUAGGUAUCCAACAACCACUACCACCAGUUUCUCCAUUGUUUACCAACUGUGAACUUGUUGUCGUGACCACCACGGAAGGACCACCUCUCAAAUCUGAUUGGACAAUAAGAAAAAAGAUGUUGAAAAAAGAGAUGAUGCGGGGCGUUUUUCUGCUUUGUGUUGAAGUUUUUUCAACUUGAGGAGUUCAGAGCGCUCCGGCAAAAACGCCAGGCGCCUAGAGCGCAGAAAUGCGAGGCGCUUUGCAACACAAAAACCACGAGCAAAAAGCUUCAUUCUCAUUAAAAACAAUUACACAAAGCUGUCUCCAGCUGCUAAAAUGCUUUCUGUGUAAUUGGGGCCUCGGGCAGGUCAUGUCUUCACCAUCCAGGGGAAAAAUACUCUCUUUUAAACAUUACAAUAGUGAAACACUCCAAUUUGGAAUUUACUGCACCUACAGUAUUGAUGUCAAGUUUAGUGGCAACUCUGUUCAACUUUGAUGAAUUCAGUGUGAUACAUAGAUGCCUUUAAAAUUUGUUAAUUUAUAACAGAAUUGUUGAAUGUCCAAUGAUUAGCAUUAGCACAGCAGCCAUGUAACAAUGGCAAACAUACUUUUAAAAAAGUAGACAAGGGCACAGUGGUGAUGAUGUAAUGGCACAUAAAAAUAUGUGUUACUGCAGUACUUUGCAAAUUUGGAUCAUAUUUUAAUAACCCCGAUCAAGUCUAAGCUACAUUGAUUUUGUUUCACAUUUAACUCUGGUCUGUAAUAUGUCUGUUUGAAUUUGUGACACUUGAAAUGUGAGAUUUUUAUCGUGUGCAGCUGAAAUGUAAGAGUACAUGCUGAAGACAGGAGAAUGUUUGAAAAGCUGUAACUACCCUUGGAUGAGUUUGAAAGCAAAACUCACAAUAAAUUUGUC
Molecule: messenger RNA, 4885 nt
Organism: Epinephelus moara (kelp grouper)
Lineage: Eukaryota; Metazoa; Chordata; Actinopteri; Perciformes; Serranidae
Gene: st7l
Product: suppression of tumorigenicity 7 like
Exons: 15
Coding region: 16-1638 (540 amino acids)
Molecular function (GO): protein binding
Source: RefSeq, a predicted model, not a curated record